Molecule: messenger RNA, 1795 nt
Organism: Limulus polyphemus (Atlantic horseshoe crab)
Lineage: Eukaryota; Metazoa; Arthropoda; Merostomata; Xiphosura; Limulidae
Product: 3-oxoacyl-[acyl-carrier-protein] synthase, mitochondrial-like
Exons: 2
Coding region: 388-1686 (432 amino acids)
Biological process (GO): fatty acid biosynthetic process
Molecular function (GO): 3-oxoacyl-[acyl-carrier-protein] synthase activity
Source: RefSeq, a predicted model, not a curated record
CAAAGGGAUCACUAUACACAAACCGUAAAAGUACCGAUAUCUUCUGUUGGUAUUGGUAGAUCGUGGACUAUAUUGUUAUUUAACAGUUUAUGUAUUUAUAAUAUAUUGAAGUUUAGAGUUGUAUUGUGAAUUUUCUUUCCUAGCUUUUUAUACUAUUACUUUGACUAUUAGAAUGAUUGGUUUACUAUCUGUUAUAGCGAACUUAAUAAUUUAGUUAGAUCACAAGGUUUUCUUGCCUUAGGCUUAGAGUAAUUUGGACGUAUCUAACCUCUCUAGGCUACACCAGUUCACGGUUCAGUGUAAACAGUAAUGUUAACACUUUUCUUAAUUUUUGUGGGAAUACCAACGUAACAAAUAUAUGGAAGUAGCCAGAUUCUCGGCAGAUCUAUGGGUUUGACAAGGUGUGCUACUUUUCCACGAGUUGUCAUCACAGGUCUGGGUAUUGCUUGCCCUCUUGGUGUUGGAGUGCAUUAUGUAUGGGACCGACUGUUACAGGGGGAUUGUGGUAUCACAGCAAUCUGUGACAGUAGCUAUGAUGACAUACCUUGCAAGUUAGCAGGAUAUGUACCUCGUGGAACUGAAUUAGGACAACUAGAUUUCAAUAAAGAGUUUCUGAAAUCAGAUCUUAAGACACUAUCAUUGGCCUCUUGUUAUGGCUUAAUAGCUGCUAAAGAAGCAUUACAAGAUGCUAAAUGGAAUCCUUCCUCUGAAAAUGAGCAGCAAGAAACUGGUGUGGCAGUUGGAAUGGGAAUGGUUGACGUGUCUGAUAUUAUCCUGACAGGAAAAACUUUGGAGGAUCGUGGUUACCGAUACGUAAGCCCGUACUUUGUUCCUAGAAUACUCGUAAACAUGGUUGCUGGCCAGAUCAGUAUCAGACAUAAAUUGCAAGGCCCAGUUCAUGCAGUCUCAACAGCCUGUACCACAGGACUGCAUGCUAUUGGUGAUGCUUUCAAUUUUAUUCAAAGAGGAGAUGCAUCUGUAAUGGUAUGUGGUGGCAGUGAAGCUGUAAUUAGCCCAUUGGCUGUUGCAGCAUUUGCACGCAUGAGAGCCUUGAGUACAAAUUAUAAUGAUAACCCAUCUAAGGCCUCACGUCCAUUUGACAAAAAGAGAGAAGGGUUUGUCAUGAGUGAAGGUGCUGGAAUUUUAAUUCUUGAAUCUUUAGAACAUGCAGAAAAAAGAGAUGCAAAAAUAUAUGCAGAAGUUUUGGGUUAUGGCCUCUCAGGUGAUGCCCACCAUAUUACAGCUCCAAGGGAGGAUGGAAAGGGUGCCUUUUUGUGUAUGAAAUCAACCUUGAGAGAUGCUGAGCUAGAACCAUCUGCAGUACAAUACAUAAAUGCUCAUGCUACUUCUACUCCUUUGGGUGAUGCUGCAGAAGUCAGAGCUAUCAAACAACUAUUUGGAAAUCAUGCUAAAACACUUGCGAUAUCUUCUACAAAAGGAGCUAUUGGCCACAUGCUGGGAGCUGCAGGCUCUGUGGAAGCAAUCUUCACUGUGUUAGCAUGUUGGAGUGGUGACAUCCCUCCAACAAUAAACUUUGAGGAAACGGAAGAAGAUUUAAACUUUGUGCCUGUUAGGUCUCAGAAAUGGCCAUACUUAGGACAGGGAGAAAGAAGAGUUGCAUUAACCAACUCUUUUGGCUUUGGUGGAACAAAUGCUUCAUUAGUUAUAGGAAGUUUUAAUAAAUAACAGUUAUGAUUAUCAUAAAGUAUGUUUACUCCAGUGUUAACUGCUUGAGAAUAAUAUGAAUUAUCAAGUUUUGUAUGUGAACUGUUGUAAAUUAAACAUUCACUACUAA